UGACGAAGAGGGAGAGAAUUUUCGCUUGAGUGAGAGAAAAGGAGAGGAUUUCCCACAUGCUGGAGAUGCUGGACCGCGACGGUGACAAUUUUUAGGUGCUGUCAAACGACACUGGUUCAGUCGGUGUCAACGAGCGGAACGGGCAGCAUCUCCUCCUAUUGUUCUCGUGUACGCGCGUUUGGGUGCGUUCUGUGUGGAAUCGUUCGAACGUCAAAGUUGCGCCGCGUUGAUUAAUUUUUGUCGAAGUCGCGCGUGAGCAAGUGUCGAAGAAAUUUAUUGUUUCUUUUUUUUUGUUUGUUCAUAAGGGGAAGAAAGUUUUGGCGUGAGGGGAAAAAGAAAUAAAGUUUUUGGUUUUAUUUCGACACUCACAGGGAUUCGCCGGUUCGAGUUUGGAGUAAAGUGGAGUAAAGUAAAAGUUUAAAAGCGGCAGAGAUAAGAUAAAUCGAGAGAAAAAAGUGAUUCAAAGAAUGUGUGUGUCCGUGUAGCAAGUGUGGGGAGAUGAGGCUGAGAAAGAAUGGAAGUGUUGCCGUCUUGCUGCAGCAUCCGAAGAAGAAGUAGCAGCAGAAGUAAAGAGGAAGUCACGUGCAAUCGGCGGGAAACGGUGUAGUGUAACCUGGGUGCGUUUUGUAGUAGUGGAUAAAUCUCCCCAAAUGCGCCAUGGAAACCUUUUCUGACAUUCCAUCGAAGCAACCGUUGGCGGUAAAAACAGGAGGAGAAGCAGGCGUCUUAGCCAAGCCAAGAAGAAGCCCAACGCGGAAGACCAAUGGGCACGGUCGCAAGGGCAGCGGAAGUGCCCUGGAAGUUGGAAGUGUGACAAAACCGGACACUUCCGGUAGCAGUUCCGCCAGCUGCCUGAUCAGCUAUCUGUUCUACCUGCUGUGCAUCACAUCGCUCGGUGCUACCAUCUACUCCAACAUACGCCAAUCAUAUUUAGAGGAUAGAUUAUUUAGCCUAGUUAGUAUCGAAGAACGUCUAAGUCUGCUAGAGACCCAGAUCCGAGAUGUAUAUAGGAGCCGACCGGAGGCGGCGUACGAGGACGGCGGCGGAGCCGUUACGGAUUUCGUGCGCAAGUUUUCGGUCCAGCUCGCCGAGCUGCCGCGGAUACGUCGCGACGUUUCCUCGCUGAAGCUGUCGCGAGCGGUCCGGCAGGUGGCGACGUCCGGCGACGGCGAGUGCAUGUGUCCACCAGGUCCACCAGGCCCUCCAGGACCGCCGGGCAAACGAGGGAAGCGGGGCAAAAAGGGUGACCCGGGUGAACCAGGGGCGGAGGGUCCCACUGGUCCACCUGGCAAGAACGGUCUUCCGGGCUUGAAGGGAGCCAAGGGAGACCGAGGUUCGAUGGGGCCAAUUGGUCUGGACGGUCCCAAAGGAGAGCCGGGACGAGCCGGUGACAAGGGCUCGAAAGGUGACAGCGGAAUGCCACCGAUAGACGUGUUCCAAACAGUCAAGGGAUUAAAACGAUCCGUUACGACACUGCGGGGCGGCUCGCUGGGAUACGCUGAAAUAGUAGCCGUUAAGGGUGAACCGGGCGAACCAGGACCACCUGGACCUCCCGGACCAACGGGGCCUUCGGGAGUCGCCGGACUGGAAGGCCGGCCCGGACCGCCGGGCGACCCCGGACCCAAGGGAGACCCCGGAACGCCUGGUGAAAAGGGUCCCGUCGGGAAUCCGGGCACGCCCGGCCUGCCGGGAACGAAGGGUGACCGAGGUGACAAGGGUGACCGAGGGCUGACGACGCACUUCAAGGGCGACCAGUUCCCGGCCGGCAUCAUCGAAGGGCCACCCGGCCCUCCGGGACCAGCGGGCCCUCCCGGUGAAAAGGGUGACAUCGGACCGGAAGGUCCGCCCGGCCCUCAGGGUGAGAAGGGCCCGCGGGGUAAACGCGGCAAACGAGGUCCCGGCAAGGACGACGACUACGACGAGGCCACGUUGGCGCAAUUCCGGGGUCCUCCAGGGCAACCCGGUCCGCCGGGACUUCCGGGUCGCGACGGGUUACCCGGCCAGAAGGGAGAUUCCGGCGAAGUUGGCGCUCCCGGAUCGCUCGGACCGCGAGGGUUGGACGGAAUGCCCGGGGAACCAGGUAUUGAAGGUCCACCGGGGCUUCCAGGUUAUCAAGGUCCUCCGGGAGAAAAGGGCGACCCGGGUGACAUCGGACCUCCCGGACUCAUGGGUCCUCCCGGACUUCCCGGACCUCCCGGCUAUCCCGGCGUCAAGGGAGACAAAGGAGAUCGAGGAGAUUCCAAGUUUAGGAAAAUGCGACGGCGCCAGGACCACGAAGGAAUGGCCGACGAGCCGUACCGGGAGGUCGUGUACGGUCCUCCGGGCCCACCCGGGCCACCGGGACCGCUCGGACACACGGGACCGCAAGGUCCUCGGGGGUACAACGGCAGCAAGGGCGAGCGGGGUGAGAAGGGCAGCAAAGGGGACAACGGGCCGAUGGGACUGCCGGGCCCCAUGGGAAUGCGCGGCGACUCGGGUCCAGUCGGUCCAGUAGGCAAAGCAGGCCAUCCGGUGUGGGAGUACUAAUCACAAUGAGAGCGAGAGAGCGAGAACCGAAAUCAAUGAGAGCGAGCGCUAGUUUGAGUUACUCACGAGAAAUUUUCGGAGAGCGUUGACGUUUCCGACGUUUCGGUCUGUUUUCGUUUCGAAUUUUUGCUAUUUUUCGACAAAGAAUCUUCGCCACGUGCUAAAAGAAAAUCAAAAAUAUCUGCACUUUUAACGGAAGGUGUUCUAUUCUAAGUAUUAUCGGAAAGUUUCAAGUAUUAUUUAUUGCGUCGCGCGUUUGAAUAAUGUGUUAAGAUAUUUGUUUCAUUAGGCGAUAGGAAGUUGCUAACUUUUUCAAAACGUACUCGUCCAUUUAAAAAUACAACAAAACGUGAAGGAAAUUUAAGACUUUGAUCAAAAGGUAUUCGAGAUAAAGGUGAAAAAAGUGCGGAUGAAGCGUAUAAAUAAACGUGUAUUAAGGUAAGAACGAAGGACAAGGCACACACAAAAAAAAAUAUUUUUUAUAAGUGUUUAUAAAAAAAAGUAACAGAGUGUAAACCAAUAAGGCAAACCGAAGGUGGCGCGAAAUCGAGAAAAAGUGCGAUGUAAAAUCUCAGAAGGUAAACCAAAAAUUGAAGAAAAAAAAUCACAAAAUUGUUGUUAGUCAUUUCAAACUUUCCUCUGGUUUCAGUGUCUUUUUUCGCUUUCAAGUUACCCCAAACUAAGCAAAGUCAUAAACAUACUGCUGAGUGUUAAAUAAGGCAAAUCUAUCACUUGUGAAUAGUUCGUGAUUUCUUUUGUUUCAUCCCCCUCCUCGAAUGAUUUUUGCAUUUUGGUCCCAAUUUGUUUUGGUCUAAUUUGUCCCCAUUCCCCCCUUUCUCACCACUAGGAUAGGACAACAAAUUUUAUAGAUUCAUCCAGAAAACAUAUCUCUCUAAAUGCAAAAAAAAAACAAAAACAAACUAAUGAAAACAAAAAAGUAUCAUAACUUCCUUACCUUACACAAACAACUACUACUAACAAAAAAACUAAACUCUAUCGU
Culex pipiens pallens (northern house mosquito) is the source of this 3526-nucleotide messenger RNA. RefSeq names its product collagen alpha chain CG42342. The record is from RefSeq and is a predicted model, not a curated record. The transcript is spliced from 15 exons. Lineage: Eukaryota; Metazoa; Arthropoda; Insecta; Diptera; Culicidae. Bases 658 to 2526 code for a protein of 622 amino acids.